AUGAAGAAUACCAUGCUGCUGGAUGUUCGCUUGAGGAAUGGCAUACGAGACAAAUUUACGACAAAUGACAAUGAGUGCAUGAACUCAAAGUUUAAAAAACAUGUCAAUUAUAAAGCUUCAGAUUUGCCCAAAUUUAUAAAGGAUGCUGAGGAAUUUGUCAGGGCAGACCAAAUUGUUAUCGAGGCGGCUUUUGCUGGCACAGGUGAGUAUCGUUUCGUCGAAGGUUAUGAAACAUUCAACGUGGGAUCGAAGUGGUGGAGCUUUUCUCCGGUAAAGCGCGUCGCCCAUUUCAAUCGGUUCCUGGAGGCAUGCAAAUGCGGACCGUCCACCCAAAUUUGCAGUGCCAUACCACAAAUUACCCAAUCAUCAGCAGAGAGCUCGGACGUCAGUGUUUCCCCGAAUAGUUCUAUCACCGUAAGGACGGAAAACUCAUUUUUGAUGCCUGCAGUGAACAUCGCAGCUGAUGUAUUGAAAGGGAUACUAAAUAAAGCCGAGAAACUUGUCCAGGAGAAUCUCGUGUCAGAUAUUAAGGGAAAAGGUAAUAAGCAAGUUGCAAUUGCUAGUCACUCGGACGUGUACCCGAGGAUCGUUGUUCGAGAGGACCGCAAACGUAGAGGUGAAAACGUGGUGGAAUUGAAAUGCGGUCCAGGUAAAGGUUGCCUGAAUUUUUCCACACAUGGCAUGUGCUCCCAUACCCAGGCAGCAGCUGUUGCGUGGGACGUCAAACUGGAGUAUUGGAAAUUUUUGGAGACCUCCAAAAAAAUCGGCACAAGUCUGCAGAAUCUGUCACGGCAUGGUUUGCCUAAUGGAUCUGGGAAAAAAGACAACCAAAUUAAACGGGGCAGUAACAAACGACAAAAAAACUCAUCCCAAACAUCGUCCCUUCCCAUCAAUAGCACUACUAUUCUAAGUACUCAUCAUGCUAUGUUGCCACCAUGCAACAACCAACAGCUAAACAGUAAUGCUGCAGUUUCACAACUUUCCAGCUCAAUAACCAUUACAGGAAAUACAUUACCAUUGAGAGGAAAUACAUUGCCAUUGAGAGGAAAUACAUUGCCAUUGCAGAGUGCGAACCGAUAUGAAAACAUCACAAGCAUUGCUCCAAGAACACCAGUUCCACCACCAACACGAGGAGAGGCCAGUAUAAACACGAGAACGUUCGCAAGUGUUCAAUUACGACAUCCAUUGAAUUGCCCAGCACCAUGUGUUAUUCCAAAUGUUCCGGCACCCGUGCCAGACAAUCCGCGUCCACAAUCCGGACAUUUUUGGUUGUAUUUGUUACAAUUUUGUCCUGCGCAAGUAAGCGUAUGUUUUGGUUGCUCUCAAAGCCUGAAAAUCAACGGUAAAAUUUGUCAACCGCCUCAUGACUUGGUAAUUGUUUCGAAUAUGGUGCGGGUAUAUCCUCACAACGGUGAACAAAUGUCAAGGCGCAGUAACGUGUAUUUUCAUUUUAACAUGGAUUGUGUGAAAAAGAAGCAGCCUGCAUUCCAUUUUGGAUAUCUGUUUCUUCCUCCGGACGUAAUCAGAUACUUACAAGAGGUUCAUUAUCAGUUUCUUGCCCUUCAGGGGUUAAGAUUAUAA
Paramuricea clavata is the source of this 1581-nucleotide messenger RNA. The record is from the annotation of a GenBank genome assembly. NCBI's taxonomy places the organism in Eukaryota, Metazoa, Cnidaria, Anthozoa, Malacalcyonacea, Plexauridae.